This is a messenger RNA of Penicillium soppii, 3996 nucleotides long. RefSeq lists its product as uncharacterized. Gene Ontology annotation, molecular function: nucleic acid binding; four-way junction helicase activity; ATP binding. The record is from RefSeq and is a predicted model, not a curated record. Bases 1 to 3996 code for a protein of 1331 amino acids. NCBI's taxonomy places the organism in Eukaryota, Fungi, Ascomycota, Eurotiomycetes, Eurotiales, Aspergillaceae. The transcript is spliced from 4 exons. Gene Ontology annotation, biological process: double-strand break repair via homologous recombination. Gene Ontology annotation, cellular component: cytoplasm; chromosome.
AUGGAACAUCAGCUUUUUCACCAGCCAUCAACCACGCCCGUGAUUGUAUGUAAGCUAUGUGAAUAUGGUGUUCGACCAAAAGAGGUUUCUCGCCACCUCCAAUCUGCUAAUCAUCGGAUGCCGAAGCCGAAAGCGCGCCAAAUUGCCGAGGCAGUUCAACAAUGGGAGCGUACGGCAGAAUGUGAUGAAUGGCAGCCACUAUUAGUGGUGAAUCAGCCUCUUCCCAAUUUGCCUGUUUAUUCAGAUGGCAUUUUAUGCGAGCAAGGCCCGAUGUGCCAGUUCGUUGCCCGGUCAAUUAGCACUAUGCGUGUUCACUGGCGUGAUCAUCAUAGCUGGGUAGCCCCUACAAACCGGGGCGGUCGUCGGCGGCAGCAUACUUCAUCAGCUGCGGAGCAACAAAUCCAGCAAUUCACUCGAAUCGUCCGAUGCCAACGUGCGUUUAAUCACGGGCUAGGGUCCCAUUACAUCCGCGUUCAAACCCUCGGAGCCGAGGCCAUUCCCGGGGCUGAUCUGUUAGCAAUGUCUGAUCAUAAUAGUCAGGUGAUUGAUCAGAUGGAAAGAGCAUAUGCCGAAAGAGAAGAGCUCCCCCAGGUGAUCGUGGCCAGCCAGCGAGACGAGACGAAUCCAUGGCUUCGGAGGACCCAGUGGGCCGUCUAUCUCCAGGGGAUCAACCCGCACGACCUAGUGGACUGUGUCCGAGCCCCCGAUCCCGAAUCUGUUGAUCAGACCGAGCAAGCUACCUAUGCAAUUUGGAAUUCAAUGGCCGCUGUGGCUCGCAUCAGCCAGUUGAUCUGCACCAAAACGAGCCACACUAUUCGGUGCGAGGCUGUUCGGACUGAGCGGGAUCGCCUGCCCCAUCAACCACUACAAGCAUAUAUGGAUGGUGAUAAUGUUAAGCGACACACGGUCCCAUGGCAGCAGAUUCUCAUGUUUUCCAAACGCCAGCGAGCGGCAUGGGCCACAUUAUGGAGACUAGCCCAGGCAGAGCUUGGUGCCUCACCCAUUGUAGGCCAGGGCAGAGCAGGCCAUUCCAACGCCAGCCAGGGCAGGGCAGGCCAUUCCAACGCCGGCCAGGACAGGGCAGGCCAAUCCAACACAGGGCAGGCCAACACAGGCCAUUCCAACACAGGGCAGGCUAACACAGGCCAUUCCAACGCCGGCCAGGGCAUUGAAGACCUGAGCAGUUCGGACCAAAGCAGUGUGCAUUCAGGAAGUGAUUCCGAGGACCAACAGGUCCAAAUCACUAGCGAAUCUCCCUUUCAGCUCACGCCCCUUGACUCCGCCUGUCUGGAUUUUUGCAUUGAGCUGUUAAACCACCGAACUAAGGUCGAGGACUAUGAGAGCGCGCUCAUCUGCGCUAGCGCGGUGCUUGGACGUGGGGAGGCAGGCUGGGGCACUGCCCAGAGCUAUCCCCCAAUCUUGUCAAAAGUGAUUAAGAUUGCCCGGUUUAUGGUGGUCCACAAAGCAUUAAAGCUAGACCCAACGGCCGAGAAGAUGAUCCACCAACUAGCUACGCAUCAGAUGGCUGGCGAAUGGGAUACAGAGAGUCCGUUAGAUUCGCCUGAUUUCACGUUUUUAACGCAAACAACGGACGAUUGGUUUUACAACGAUGACGGUGGCCUAGAUCAGGGGGCACCACAGUCAUCGCACUUUGUUCAGUUUAGCCAGGGCCACAGCCAGGGCCAGAGUGAGAGCAACAGCCAGAGUGAGAGCUACGCCCACACCCAGGGUUACAACCCCCCUCGGCACCAUAGCCAACGAUCAUUCCGGGAGUGGGUGACCGAGAUGGUCAGCCAGUUUAUGGUACGGGGCACCAAUAGCCCAAUGCAGUGGCUGUUAGAUCUACGCACCUACGGCUUAAAGAUCCAUUAUAACAGCACCGCCACAGGCCAUGUUGGCUGGAUGAACCAAGACCAGCUGUUAUAUCAACACUACAGUUUCACUAUGGGUGACUUCCGCGGCUUUACCCACGGCCUCGUAAGCUCCACACGCCAGAUACUACACGAAGAGCUCCUGUUUAGUCAGGCUAGCUCAGUUCCCACGAUCCCGUGGCAGGCUAUGUUUGAUGAUCCUACCGAGACCGCGCACGGGUGGAGCUUUCUAAAAGAUACUCGCACGGUAUGGCCUGUGGCCGGUAGCGAAUGGAUGGUGAAUCGGGUCCGAAACGAGAGACCACUCCAGCAUCGUUUCAUCGAGUCUAGUGCCGGCCGGCUCCGAAUGUCGAAUGUGCACAGUUAUCUCCAACGGGUAGUCCAUUUCCGCGAGAAACUAGCUAUUGCUAUUCACGUCAGCGGAGGCCAGCCUGCACGGGCACCAGAGCUGUUAAGCAUUCGGCACUACAAUACCGAUAGUGGAGGCCACAGGAAUGUGUUUGUCGAAGAUGGUCUGGUAGCGUUUGUUACGCAGUACCACAAAGGGUUUUAUAGUACGAACGACGUGAAGGUUAUUCAUCGGUAUCUACCCCGGGAAGUAGGUGAGCUAGUGGUUUGGUAUCUAUGGCUAGUGCUGCCGUUUGUGGAGAGAUUGGAGGCGUACACACAGAAGGUGCGCGGGGAGGCAUCUGAUGCUGAGACGACUGGCCCCCGUCGACAGGCAUAUCUAUGGUCCCCUGACCCUGGCACCGGCCGGCAGUGGUCCUCGGAGAGACUGAGAGAAGCGCUAAAGCGAGAAAGCACCAUUGGUUUGAACGGGCACGCCAUCAAUCUCCAUGCAUACCGAGACAUCGCCAUUGGGAUCAGCCGACGAUUCAUGCGGCCAUCGAGCAUAUUCCCCAAUAAUGCCCAACAGGACAGCCGGGCCGAGACAUCCCAAGAAGAUGACGAAGAUGGGAUCAAUGCCGAGCAAUGGAUGGGCCAUAUUGCCGAUCUCCAAGCUGCCCAUUCAUCCCAUGUGGCCGGGAUGAUCUAUGGCCGCGGGAUCACCGAGCAGCCCGGUACAACGGCCCACCGGCGAGAGAUGUUUCGGCUCAGCAGCACCGAUUGGCACCGCUUUCUAGGAUUUGUGUCCGCUGAUGACGGAGGGGCCGAGAGCGCAUUAGGGCUCGCGCAGCCUUCGCCAUGGCAAAAGGAAGCUGAGAUGAGCCGUACGGAGCGCCGGUGGCAGCUAGCCCAGGCCGCCAUCGAGCCUGAGAUGCAACGGAUGAUAGGUAACACCGGGCUACGGCUUCGAGGGGUGCAGGCACCGGCAUUAGCCGCCAUUCAACAGGGCCAGAGCCCAGUGGUGGCUGUGAUGCCCACCGGGGGCGGCAAGAGCCUGCUAUUCAUGCUACCCGCGUGGAUCAGCCCCCGAGGGGUAACGGUGGUCGUAGUGCCGUUAAUUGCACUACGGGGUGAUCUCGUCCACCGUUGCCGGCAGCUCGGCAUCGCAUGUGUGGAAUGGGAGAGCCGGCGGCCGGCCGAUCAGGCAUCUAUCGUACUGGUUACGCCCGAAUCAGCUAUUACGGAGGACUUUAUGACGUUUUUGAACAGGCAGCGGCUCGGUCAUCGGCUAGAUCGAAUUGUGAUUGAUGAAUGCCACGUUGUGCUAAAUGACCAAAGCCAAUUCCGGCCUGCCAUGGCCCAACUGGGCAGGUUGAUCGUGGCCCAGGCCCAGAUGAUAUAUCUUACGGCUACGUUACCCCCGGCAGCCGAGGACCAGCUAUUCCGGCGUUUACGGACUACCCGCGAGAAGGCCCAUAUGUUUCGAGCGCGGACCCAUCGGACUAAUGUUGCGUACCGGCUCUGGCAACCCAACGUGCCGAGUCGGUACCGAAACGGCUACGAUUGGAUCGAGCGUCCCGAGAUCGUGAGAUUCAUUCAGGACCGUGUUUGGCGUGCCCGCUGCGCGGCUGGCCGAGUGGUCAUUUAUGGGCCCACUACUAAGAUCGUCGAGCACAUUGCCCAGAUCGUAGGCAGUGAAGCAUACCAUAGCCGAGUACUCGAUCGUCCGGGCGUGCUAGCCCGAUUUCAGGCUCAUCCCACCGGGGUGGUGGCCGCAACCAGUGCGCUUGUCUGUUAG